AUGGGCUGCGGAGGGGCCAAGCCUGCACAGGCGGCCGCGAACCCGCAGCAGCCUUCCCCGCAAGCUUCGCCACAGCAGCAUUCGCAACAGCCCGUGAUCCCGGCACCGCAAGCAUCCGCAGCCACAGUGAGGAGUGACAAAGUCAUUGUGCCUCGCAGCUUCCGGCUGCUAGACGAGCUGGAGAAGGGCCAAAAGUGUGAAAGAGCAUCACACCUUUCGUGGGGCCUGGCCUACGAUGACGACAUCACCCUGACAACGUGGAACGGAACUAUUUUUGGACCUAUUGACACAGCCUUUGACAACCGCAUCUACUCGUUGCAAAUUGUUUGUGGACAGAACUAUCCAGAUGUCCUGCCAGAAGUGCGCUUUACCGCGGGCAUCAACAUGAAUUGCGUCGAAUCGGACGGGACAGUCAAGCCCACUUGGGGCGUCUUAGGCAGUUGGAAAAGAGACUAUACCAUCGAGACCGUCCUGGACGCACUCCGCCGGGAGAUGUGCAGCCCUGCAAACCGCCAUUUGACCCAGCCGGAUACCGCGCCCCCCGCGCCAAACAGCUGA
Messenger RNA from Symbiodinium necroappetens, 558 nucleotides. Lineage: Eukaryota; Dinophyceae; Suessiales; Symbiodiniaceae. The record is from the annotation of a GenBank genome assembly.